CUGAGUCAAGUCUUACAGUGGGGUAUGUCUGCGACAGCAAUCAGAAAGAUUUCAAAAUAUGGGGAACAUAUGCACUCAUCAAAUAUAUGGCUUCAGGAAACUUGAUUCAGCGAUCUUUAAAAAUGAGCUACAAUCAAUUUGUACAAUCUUCAGUGGAACAAUUGAGAUUAUUUGCUGAAUCAGAGGGAAAAUUCAUCAGGUCACCUAACUACCCAUUUGACUAUCCACGGAAGGCGGAAUAUAUCUGGACACUACAAGGAAGGCGUACUGUUGAAACCAUUGACGUGGAAGUGAUCACAACAGAUAUGGAGAAGUCAGAAGAUUGUGUCAACGACAGAGCUGAAGUUUAUGAUGGUGAGUCAAAGAGGGACAGACUUCUUGGAAAGUGGUGUGGCUUGGAGACGCCAUCAUUUCGAAGUUCGGGGCAAUAUCUGACCAUCGUUUUGAUUAGCAACGACAACGACAUCUCCGGCGGUGGAUUCCGAAUCAAGUACAAUUUAACACAAGAAGAAUCUACGACUAUUUCCAAUAUCCGGUUCUACGACCACGGUAGACAACCUUAUUUACGACAGACGCAGCAGAAACAUUUGUGGUAUUUUACCACAAUAAUCAGUAUAGACGUAAAUGUUGGAGCCACAGUUCGAGGGGCGACUGGCGGUUUGCUGGCGAUUGUCAUGAUUGGAGCCAGUAUAGUCAUCAUAUAGUUCCAAAUCCGAAGGUACCCGACAAUCAAGAAUCCAGACGGACGUUCCAAUCGAGAUCAUGCAACAAUCAACAAGGCAUAUAGCAGCAAUUAUAUGUAACAGUAACCCGUCUGCUUAAUAUAAGAUUUUUUUUCCAAAGGAACAUCUUUUUUAUGUUUGAACUAUAAAACGGAACAUACAUGUAUGGCUACGUGAAUCUUAUCAUGUUCCCGUUAUUACAUGUUCCCGUGUUUGUGAUGCUUAUUGCCAUUUGCAAAACAAAAAGAUUUCAACUGCAUAUUUGUAGUCGUUGUUUUAUGAACUAUUUAAUUAAGAGAUAAACAGCUUGUGUUUUCAAUGUAGAGCUGUCAUUCUACCAUGACUAAAUAAAACGCGAACUCUCUUGAGUCCAGUGUUUUGAGUAGGUAGACUAUCUGAAUAACGGAAUCUCCGACGGCAGCCUUUAAACAAAAUAUGGCGCUUUAAAUGUUCAAGCAGUUUGUUCACACCCUAACACUUCACUCGAACUUAUGACAAGCAUUGAAAACAUAUAAGCUAGUUAGUCGUAGGCUAACAUGAGGUGGGCGCCUCUCAAGAAAACUAAGCAAGCCUUUCAAAGCUUCCAUUCUACACCGCACGUCACCACUAUAACGUCAUAUCGCUCACUGUGACGCAUAAGAUAUGACGCCACAGUCGUAUAUAGAAAAGCGCCAAAUUCCAGCCCCCAGUUCUCCGCAAAACUUAAAAUACAUUCUCUUUGUAGGUUUCUAUCGUGUUUUCCAAACGAAAUAUUUUGCCACAUAUCCUUUGAUUAUUGUAGUAACCGCAACUUUGCAUUUGUAAUCCUUCAUUGUAGAUAAAUUAUUCAAAUAUGCCUACCGACAAUGACAAAAAUACUAUUCCAUGAAAAUUAGCUUCUGCGGUGUUGCUGGCCGUCAAAUCGGCUAUUUCAAUCAGAGGGGGUUUAUUGUAA
Haliotis rufescens (red abalone) is the source of this 1656-nucleotide messenger RNA. Its product is annotated as CUB and zona pellucida-like domain-containing protein 1. NCBI's taxonomy places the organism in Eukaryota, Metazoa, Mollusca, Gastropoda, Lepetellida, Haliotidae. The transcript has 6 exons. Bases 87 to 704 code for a protein of 205 amino acids. The record is from RefSeq and is a predicted model, not a curated record.